AUGACGGGUCCCUUUUAUUUGGGAGCUUCACAAGGUGGCCUUUCUUUCACUCUUCAGGCACUCUUUCUUGCUUCCAGAUCUUGUGCAAAAAUGGUUGCAGUCUGGAUGUCUGCCUUCAGUGCUUUAGGUGGUAUACUGUCAGGGCCCACUCUUUUGCCAGACUUAAGAGACUUGAUGGCCUUGUUCUUUUCUCUCAGUGAUCAAUACCCUUGUUUCUGUUGUCAACCACUCCUUUUGUUUCCUCCCCAGGACUAUUUGGCAUGUCUUCUUCCAGGUAUCACACAGGCUGUGCCACUGUUCUUCUCUUGUUUCUUUUGGCAGCUGGGAAAUCAGCAUGAAUUUGUUCCUCAGUUCCAGCUUGAAUUCUUUUGCUUUCCCCCUCUCUUUCUCUCUCAGGCUGUUUAUGUUGAUUUUGUGCGAUGCUCUUCAGGCCCAGUCAAUGUAGGCUUUUAG
Acanthosepion pharaonis is the source of this 453-nucleotide messenger RNA. The record is from the annotation of a GenBank genome assembly. NCBI's taxonomy places the organism in Eukaryota, Metazoa, Mollusca, Cephalopoda, Sepiida, Sepiidae.